This is a messenger RNA of Lates calcarifer (barramundi perch), 4843 nucleotides long. RefSeq names its product leucine-rich repeats and transmembrane domains 2a (gene lrtm2a). NCBI's taxonomy places the organism in Eukaryota, Metazoa, Chordata, Actinopteri, Centropomidae. Bases 1 to 1308 code for a protein of 435 amino acids. The transcript has 7 exons. Gene Ontology annotation, cellular component: extracellular matrix. The record is from RefSeq and is a predicted model, not a curated record. Gene Ontology annotation, molecular function: protein binding.
AUGUGUGUAUGUCUUUUCGCAAUCGCCGCCCUAGUGGAGGCUACAGGCAAUGGCGGCUUGACGCCCCAUAGCCCCGCCCCUCCGACAGAGGAAGGCUGCAGAACUCUGUGUCAUGCCCCCCCCACACACCCCCCUGGGGGCACUGGCCUGCCCCCACCCAGCGCUCCCACACACUUGGCCAGACCCGUCUUUCUCUGUGUCCUCUGCCUCCUGGCGGCGCUGCUGCCACCGGCCUCCUCCUGCCCUCCUCCCUGUCACUGCUCCUCAGAUGGCCUGGUGGUAGACUGUGGGGGCCGGGGUCUCUCUUCCCUGCCUCCCCUGCACCUCCUGCCUCCAGGGAGCCGCUCCUUCCUGCUAGCCAACAACAAGCUUGCCUCGCUGGGAGCCUCUGCCUUUGCUAACCUCUCCUCUCUGGAGGAGCUGGACCUCUCCAAUAACUACCUAGAUAAUUUACCAGCUGGAUUAUUCAGAGAUAUGUCCAACCUGACGAGACUGACUCUGCACAACAACUCACUAACGGUAAUGGACAGAGACCUCUUCCAGGGUUUGGGGGGUCUUCAGAGUUUGGAUCUGUCCCUGAACGGACUGUCCUCUGUUCCACUGGGGCUACUGGACGAGCUGCAGAGCCUCAGGUGGCUGUCUCUAGCAGGCAACAGGCUUCAUGGUUUGGAGAGAGCAGCGUUUGAGCCCCUUGCCAACCUCCAACACCUGGAACUGGGACACAACCCCUGGGAAUGUGACUGCAACCUCCGCGAUUUCAAACACUGGAUGGAGUGGCUGCUGUACAGAGGGGGGAAGGUGGACGCGGUGGAGUGCACACUACCCAAGGAUCUGCGUGGGCGAGACAUCCGUGGCGUUCCAGUGGAAAUGUUCAACUACUGCCUCCAACUCGAAGAUGAGAAUGGAGGAGAGGAUUCCCGUUCUGGACAAAGAGGCGUUCCUCCCUGUAGCAGGAACGCUCUUAACCCCAGCGGGGCAACACCAAUUUCUGACAACAGCGGCAACACUGGUGACGACUCCUCUUCAAACACAGGAGGGGGAGGCGGGGGUGGGGAGGCCCAGUCGGAUUGUGUGCGCACCCGUUACCGACCCGUGAGCGUGCGGCGUGCCAUUGGCACGGUGGUGAUUGCGGGUGUGGUUUGCGGCAUUGUUUGUAUCAUGAUGGUUGCAGCUGCAGCGUAUGGCUGCAUCUAUGCCUCCCUGAUGGCCAAAUACCAGAGAGAGCUGAAGAAGAGGCAGCCGCUGAUGGGAGAUGGAGAGGCAGACGGGGAGGAUAGGGAGGAGAAACAGAUCUCCUCUGUGGCCUAGAGGAGUGAUGGGACGGGGGAGGGUUGGCAUGUCAAUGGGUGAAGGUUGGAAGGGCGAAAAUUUAAAGGGCUCAAAGAGGAGAGAGAUGGAAGAGUUUGUUUUAUGCACACAGACAGUUAUGGUAUCUCUCCCUCUGACUCUCAAACUGACACCUUUCUCCCACUUUCUGUCUUCCUUUCUUCGUCCUCUUUCUAUUUUUAUCCUUCUCCCUCUCUGUCCCUCCCCCUAACACACUCCCUCACACACAUACCUUAUCUGUUCCCUGAUUUUCUCUUCCAUUUGGAGCCCUUCUCACUGCAGUAUUUGCUACCAAUCAUCCCUCCAACUCGCCUACCAACCACCUACUGCUGCUGUUGGCUGCUGCUGAAUUUACCAUUCUAUUGGCCGAGUGAAAUGGUACUCUCUCUUGUAUGACACAUAUCAUUUAAGCUGUUAUAAGAUACUCGUGGUGUACGGUCAGUCAGUAUUUGCAGAAACUGGAUUGAAUUUUCAGGGAUUUACAGCAUGUAUGGUGGCAAUUGGACCAAUAUUCACAAUAAUGAAAAGAAUCUGUGGUAUUAGGCAGUGCCUGGCUUGUGCUUUGUUUGCAUCUUUCUCCUCCUAAACCUCUCCAAAGCCAGUAGUUCCUCCAAAAAACCAGGACCCCAGUCCAGGACCCUUCACCCUCGUCUGGCCUAAUGCUCCUCUGAUGUUCCCUUGGACCUCCACAUCCCAAAGAAACAGACAAUAUUGGAAAAGUUGGAGGAAAUGAGGGAAACUUUGUGGAUGAAAACAAAAGAGAUGUCAUUUAUAUAGUCAACACCUCUCUAGUGCUUUGUCACAGAGAAUCCACUGGGGAUACAUACAGAUUAUAUGAUAAUAGGAUAUGGAGUCUCCUGAGUCUUAUGUCUCUUGGGACUUGUUACGGAUGCUUAAUGUACAAUGAUAAUCCAUCUGAAUUGACAAAAUGAUUAUUCAUGGAUGGAAUAAAAUAGAUUCUAUCCUAUCUGGACCACAUCUGUUUCUCUCUGGACCAACAACAUCCUCCAGGUUUCACAGACUGGAGCUGUGUGCAUGAGAUUCUACCAUGGAUACUAUCAGUCAGUUCAAUGGGGAACAAACCAUGUAACUGGAAUUCGAAUUUCCUGUAUGUGUCCCUUGUCCUCAGAAAAAGGCUCUUGCUUACUGAUGCUUGUUAAAUGAUUAUGAUCAGCAUCUGGACAGAUCAAAAACCUUUUAUCAUGGCGAGAAAAGGAAUCAAAUAAAUGUUCUGGUAUUGGACUCUGCCUCUAGGCUGGUUCAGAGACGUCUUCACAAUGGUUUUAAUGAAGAGAUUUAAAGGACCACAGACUUUGCUUUAAAGCAAAUAUUCUUUGUUCUGAGCUCAUUUUCAGACUGAUUUCACCCUCAGGGGUGAGAGUUUGCUACUAUGGCAUGGAAAAACUAUCUCAGAGAACCCUGUCCACUGGCAAGGACUACAAAAAUCCAUCUAAGGACUACAAACUUCAGACUCCUGCACUUUAUUUCCCCAAUCAGUUCCCCUCUUGCCUCCCUCUCCUUCUCCCCUUCCCUCUCUUUCUUUCUAAGAAGGAUGAUUUGCCCAGAGGGAUUAUAACGAACGAGGGAUUAAACAAAAAGACGCUGCUAUUUUUCCCCCUCCUCCUUCUUGUCCCUUUAUCUCUCUUUCCAUCUUUCCAACCAGUGCUAUUUAUGGAAAGUUUUUCACACUUCCACCUCCUUUCUUUCCUUUCUUCAGUCCCUUCUGCCAUGUUGUUGUCCCUUGUGUUUUUCCCAAAGGAUUUGCAAUAUGCAAUGGAAGUUAUAUCACUAUAACUUGAAAAUGUAGUCACUGCCAAAGAGUCUGUUCUGUUAUCAGCUCAAUUUAGUAAUCAUCAGUAAUUUAAAUCAGUUUGAUUAGCACACUUUCUGGAUGCAUUCACAGCAAAAAAUUGUUUGUUUUCUUUACAUAGUGUUUUCACAAAUAUCCUAAUUUACGCCUUCAAAAUAUUUUUGUAAAAUUUAACAUUUUAUCAUUAGCAGAGUAGGACACUUGUGUCAUAAAUCAUAAACUCAUAAAUCUGGCUUUCAUUGCAUAUUGCUCCCCCUGCAGUAGAACUACUGUUCCCUUUCAAUUUUUAAUUGGCUGGAAGUAAACUUAUACUAAUAGUGUGUUAUAUUAUACCUGGGUAUGAUACAGAUAAAUAUUACUAUACUAGUCUCUACUAUAGUGUGUUGGCCCAGCGAUCCCCAAAAUGUUUUUGACGUAACUGUAUCAAUUCAUGAUGUAUGUCUUUUGUUGUGUUUAUAAUGUCUGUGUUUCCUUCCAUUUUAGGUUUUAAAAUCUAUGUAAUGUUUGAUUAUUUGUCGUGUUUUAUUUCAUUUGUGUUCAGUAGUUGGUGAAGUUUCUGUAAGAAGCAUAGAAAGAGUUUGGCCAGAGUGUAAAAGGGCCCCAUGUUGCUGCCUCGUCUCUGAAAUUUAGCAUUUUGAUACUACUUAACAUUGAGUCACACAGGCAACAAGUAACUUUUUUGUUUUAAUAUGAUUUUCUUCCUUACUUAAUGCUGUAGGGCUGGCUUUAUCUCCUACAAAUUACCUUUGAUUAUAUUAUGCAACUGGUCAGAAAUAGUCAGUUGAAUACCUUCAUCAGUGGGUCAUAAGCUCAGUCACCAUUGUGUUACCUCAUUAAGUGAUAGAUAAUGACUUAACAAUUAUUUAAAUGAAAUCUUUGAGACUACCACUUUAACAUGACCCAACUUGAGGAAGUGAGAAAGUGUUAGGUAAGAGAUGGGAGGGAAUGGUCAUGGUUAAAUUAUAAAAAUGUCAAAGAUAAUGUCUUGUAUAAGAUGGGACUUGAAAUCAGAGUGUUGAAGACACACUCUUACAUUUUGCUGCCUUUAUGAACAUUACACUACUUCUUGCAUCAAUAGUGACACCCCAGAAAGGUUGCAUAUAAAUCUUUUUUGUAGGAGAAUGAACUGGUGGGAUGCAUAAGUCAAGAUGCACAAGAUGCUUGAGUUGAGUUUGGUUUACGAUUAUUUGACCCCUCAGACCAAUAUUUGUAUUAUAAAUUAAUUCUAAUUAAGCUGGAAGGCUUAAAUUAAGAAUUGGCAUCUUCAGGAGAUGCGUGAACAUGUAGAAAACUGCUAUUUUAAAGGGAUUUAAGUGGCAAGUAUAAACUUUGCCAUUAACUUCAAAGGGACUCAGAGGCAGUAACUGAAAGAAAAGCAACAUCUAAACUCUUUCUAUAAAUCUAGAAACAUCAUCCUCUCACUCCCUGGUCUGCAGGUCUUGUGUUGUUGGUAGCUAAGUAUCUUAGCUAGCUGAAUCCUGUUCCUAUAGCCUGUGUGUGUAAAGAGUAAUAAAUUAUAGUUUGCUACGUAAAAGCUGCAGCAGCCAUGUUGACUGAGGGCCUCAAAGACUUCAAUGCCCAGAGAUCUAUGGUGUGUUGUGUUAUUAUGAUGAUUGUGAUUAUGACGAUGAUGAUAUGAUGAUGAAGCAUUUCCUGGUCAAUAUGCAUUAAUUUAAAUAAAAACAUAUCACACUUAUGUCAAACUUA